AUGCUAUCAAUCAAUCAUUGCCCCCCCCGCUCCCGGCCUUCUGAAGGCAUCCCAAUCUCAUCCCAGUGGAAUCCAAAAGGCUACCCGUAUGCCAUUCAAAUUGCCCAGUUCGGUUUGAGUCAUUAUACCAAACUGUUGGAUCUCAAGCAGCAUUUGCUCACACCCGCCGUCGUCGCCGCGGCCAAUCACAUGGAUUCGUCUGUCCUCGAUCUGGAUUUGACAAAAGCUGUCACACAGGAAUCCCUUGUGCGCGUGGAAGAACAGUCACAUACUUGGAAACAGGAAGCCGAUGGAUCAAUUCGAUUUUUCGGUAUGUUCCUUCAAUUUCUUCUUGCUUACCACAGAUCAAGAUGA
Echinostoma caproni is the source of this 354-nucleotide messenger RNA. Lineage: Eukaryota; Metazoa; Platyhelminthes; Trematoda; Plagiorchiida; Echinostomatidae. The record is from the annotation of a GenBank genome assembly.